CACGUAGAAGAGAGGGCGCUUGAAUCAACAUGUUAUAGGCGGAGACUAUAAUCGGAGGUGUUACACACGAGUAUUGCUUCGAGGUUAUAAUUCUUUACAUUUUAAUAAUUCUUUUUUAGAUUUAAUCUUUUUAUAGAAUCUUUCGCUGCCAAACGAUUAAAAAUGAGUGGACCCAAAUUAAGCGAAGAAAGUUCAUCUGUUGCUCAGAAAAUCUCAAAUAAUAUCGAGUUCUCUGUGUCUAGUUUUCCAAUACUUAUUAAUAUUUUUAAUCACGUCGUUAAAAUCUUAUUAAUAAAAGCUGUCAAAAGAGAUAUGGAAAUGGUACUAAUCAGUGGACCGAGAAGUUUUGACAAAUCUGCGAUCAUGGGUGUGCCAACAAAAUUUGUCAAAAGAGAAGUGGACAAUAAUGGACAACGUAUAGAACUACAAAAAGGAUGAAGAUGGUUAUUUGAUUGAACAAUAGUCAACAUCAAGGAAUUUUAACGUAUACAAAGGCAAACAAAUUUGUCCUGAUUACUAAUUUCAUAAUAUAACAAAUUCCUUUCUAAUGAUGAUGCAGAGCAUAUUUUAAACAUUAUUAGUGCUCCAAGUUCAGAUUUAUUAGAAAGUAAUUUUAGUAUUAUUGAAUAACAGCAAUCAUAUUAAGGAAGUUUUGUCAUCAAAUAAUAUAAUGUGAUACUGUUUCUUGCGAUAUGAAACAUAUUGUCAAUAUUAUGAAUUGAUAGGAAAUGAAGUAGAAUAUUUGGUAGGAAAAGUAGUGUUAUCUGAAGAAUGGAAUGAAGGAAAAGAGUCAUACAAUGGCUACGGUAUGAAGUUGCAUAGUUGUAAAAUUGAGAUACACAGUACAUGGUCAAUUGUAAAUUAUAUACAUGAAAAACAGAUAGAGAAUUUUUGAUCUGUUAGUAAUUUUGAUAAUUUAGUUUUAAGUAGCUUUAUUGUUAUGAUAAAAUCAGACCAAAAAUUUUAUUUCUUAUAUAUGGUGAAUCUAUUCAAAUACAAUUACAUACGUUAGUUGGGAAUUGUUAAUGUCAAAGUUUUAUUAAAAAUUGUAAUUGCAAAUGUGAUAGGAAAUGUGAGAAUUGAAAGAGAGAUAUUUCUAUGCAAUUUAUAUAAAUACUUUUUUUCAAUUGAUCAUCUUUAAAGUUACUAUUUUAGUUAUCUUUUCUUUUCUUUUUCCACAGAACAUUCGAUCUUUUUUAGAGCAAAGAUGUAACAGGUUUAUAGAUUUUUUUUUAACUUUGUCAUGUAGGUGUAGUUUCCUUGAAAGCAUUUAAUCUGUAGAGUGAACAUUCAUUAACUGAAAUAAUUUUGUAGUAAUAAUCGUAUAAAUGUGCAAUUUCUUUUUCUUUGGAUGUUUCAAUAUCUUGAUAAAUUUUUUGUAAAUAUUGAUAUACUGGUUAUUCAAUUGAUUUAAUAAAAACAAAAAUGCUUGUAUGACAACUAAUCCUCAGUAAUCAAGUUACAAGAUAUUGUAUCCAGUUUUUGAAGCUGCAGUAAUCAGGCAUUUAAUUGGUAAGAACAUUAUAUCAUAUUUAUAAAGUUUUUUAAAUGGAAAAGGGUUUAUUGAAUGUUUAUCAGUAAAUUGACUCAUAUAUUUCUAAAUGUACUUCGCUUUAUUUUUAGUAAAAAUAAUAUUUACAUCAAUAAAAAGAGAGGAAAAUAUCUAGGAAUCUGUUUAACUGAAAUCAUAGAUUUGAAGGGCCUUUUAAAAUCUGAGAAGAAGUACAAACUGGGAUUGGUUAAAUUUUUAAUGAUACAUUCAAAAAACAAAAAACAAAAAAUACGAAAUUUUUCAUAUCGGCACGAAAUGUCUCGAUCGAAGAAUCAUUGAAAUAAACGAUAUCCGUUCGAUUGAUAUAUAAGGUAAAAUUACAUUUUGUUAAUUUUGUUAUGUAUUGACGACGUCGAAAGAAGGGAGGUGUUCCUUCGGUUGGUUGCCAGGUGGCGUUGCUGUGGCACCAUGUCCGUAAUGGCGUGCAAGGGGCAAAGUAAAACGUUGCAACGACGCACACGCGAGUGCGCUCCGUUUCGUCGGGUCGUUCGUGAUUGAGAGGAAAGAAGAAAGAAAGAAAGAAGGAAAGAAAGAAAGAAAGAAAGAAAGAAAGAUAGAAAGAUAGACAGAUAAAAAGAAAGAAAGAAAGAAAGAACAGAAAGAAACGAAAGUAAGGAAGGAAAGAGAAGGAAGUAGAGAAAGUAUAGAAAGUUAGAAAGAGAGACAGACAGAGUGAAGUGUGCCCUCUCUUCUUUUGGUGAUCGUCGAGUUGUCAUAAAGUAGCCAAGGAAGGAGACGUUUAGCCGCUUCUUCUUUGGCAGGAGUGUGUUCGUGUCGUUAGUCUCGUUCGCGUUAUAUACGUUUGAUAUCGUGCCAGUCGAUCCAAAGAAAAUAACCCAAAGGAGACGCGAAUUUUAUAUCGUCGAGGAGAGUGUCGUGCCUAGUUGUUUAGUGCAAUGACGUCGGCGAGUGGAGGCAUCCUCCCGUCGUAUCAGAGACUGGCGAACGGCGGCGCGCCGGCGUCACUGUUUGCGAGACGUUCCUUCCGGCCGCGCGAAAAGUACCUGAUCCUCUUGGUCUUCUUGACGUUCGCCGUCGUCUGCUUCGGCGCGUUUUUCUUUCUCCCGGACUUUGGCGCCGGUGGUGUCGCAGUGGACAGCGUUUAUCGCGUCUACCGGCAUAUGCAAAAAGCAGGGCCAGACCUUUUGAUACCAAAACCACCUCAUCGUUCUCUCGGGGAUUCAUUCAACGAUGAAUCUUACUCGUCCCAUCAUCCUAACGCCCUCCCUAUGCCACUAGGCCACGAGGCAGCCGGUAACCUCGACGUACAUCUCAUCGAGGAUCGGUUGAAACUUCAGGCAAAAAUCGAUGAAGAGUAUCAACAACAAAAGACGUUAGAGAAACCGGAAAUGGUUGGUGGUGAUUCGCGAGUGCGUACGAGUAGUUUGUCGUCUUCCGUCGUAGUGCAACAACGGAACGAGCAUGUUUUUCAAACUGUGCCGCCGGCUUCAGCGAUAAAACUUCCUUUGAUCGUUGCUGGCGAGGACAAAGAUACAGUUGCCAGAAAACGCAGGGACAAAGUUAAAGAGCAAAGCUCGACUUCUUGAAACUAUUCGUUUUCGGUCUCGAGAAUGGAUGGAUUCAGGAUUCGAAGAGAAAAGGAUCGUUCGAUGAGCGUUCCGGCAAGGAUUGAAGGAUAAAAUAGAAAGAGAAAAAAACGGAAGGAAAAGAGAAAGAAAGAAAAAAAGAAAGAAAAAAGAAAAGGAGAAUGAAAACGAAGGAGAGAUUCACGAGUGGAGGUAAAGAAAACCGUAAAGCUAAAAGUCGAGUGUUUGCUUGGCUCGGCCUUUUGUCUCGACUCGUUUUCACGAGGUUUACUCCUGGGACAUGAGCCACUUUCGUACGAAAGAAAAAAAAUAAAUAAAAAAAUAAAAAAAUAAGAUGAAGAAGAAGAAGAGAGGGAGGAGGAGGAGGAAGAGGAAGAGAAGAAAGGAACGAAAGAGAGAAGGAAGGAAGGAAGGAAGAAAGGAAGGAAGUAAGGAGUAAAAAACAAAGAAGAAAAAGAAACAAACAGGAGAGAAGGUAGUGAGAAAGAGAGAGAAAGAAAAUGUUUGAAUACAAGCUGUGCCAAUAGAGGACCGAAGUACUCUUUAAAAAAGAAGGGGAGAGAGAAAGAAAAAGCAAAAAGGAAAAGGAUAAGAGGAGAAAAAGAAAUACUAUAAUAAAAUAAACGUGAAAGAGUGAAAGGGUAGAACGAGAAAAUUUGCUCUCGAAAAAAAUGUGCGUUAUUAAAAAAACAACAAAAGUAUGUUUGACCUCUUAACUCACAGUCAGUCCUAUCUAUAUCUUUCGAUGUCUCUCCUUGUUAUCUCGACAAAUAGAAUGGCACGUAUGAAAACCUUGAAAAACUCAUCGAGGAGACUCUCUUUCUCUCUUUUUCUCUUUCUUCGUUUCUUGAAGUUGACGAAGCCACGAAUAAACUACUUCCGUUUGCACAGCUGAUGUCCUUAGCUGAAGAGAGGGAGAAAGAAAAAGAGAAAGAGAGAGAGAGAGGGUGAGUUCUGCAAUCGCCAUAUGUCUUUUCAAUAAACUGAUUUGUUGACAAAGAUUCGACAUAUGUAAAUAAAAAUUCGAUUUCUUUCGAUCAAUCGUAAGAAAUGAUGUUCGACAAACACUUUGGAGAUCUGGACGAGCACGUAAAGUAAAAAAGAAAAAAAACAAGAAAUAGAAUAAAAGAGAACAAAUGAAAAUAAAAAUAGAAAGAAAAAAAAGGGGCAAGCACGCUGAACUCGUCGAUAAAGAAUCAGGCAGCCUCUCGAAAUUAAUUGACAUCUUGAAUUAAAGAGAGAUGGAGAGAGAGAAAGAAUUGAUUUACAAUCUUCGCGUGUCUUUUCGAUAAAUUCAUUUGUUCGAAAAAAGUUCGACGUAUGUAAAUAAAAAUUCGAUCUUUAUCGAUCGAUCAAAAGCAAAAAAUGAUAUUCGACGAAUACUUCCAAGACCUCAAUGAUCCUAUAUCCCUCACGAGGGUACCGAAAGAUGAAAUGAAUUAAAGGGAAAAAAUAAAAAUAAAAAUAAAAAUACAAAUAAAAAUAAAAAUAAAAUAGAAACAGAAUUAAAAAAAAAGAAAGAAGAAAAGAAAUAGAAAGAAAUAAAAGAAAAAAAAAAGAGAAAAAAAGCAAAAAAAUUGUUGCGAGCAUGGUGAACUCACCGAUAAGUCGAAGGAACAGGCAGACUCUCGGAAUUAACAUUCUUUCGCUCGAUAAAUUUCUUCACCCUUCGGGUAGUUUAUCGUCCGCACGGAUUUAGCUACUCGUACGAUCUUCGUGCAAUCUUCGGGUAGGAUAAGUGGAACGCUUCAAAUUGCUAUUCGUGUUUUCUCCCGGAUAAAGGUCUUAAUGACUCCUUUAUAUCGAACGUAUGCACUUACCUCCAAUGGAAUUGGGUAUACGUUGGAUCGAUAACACUUCUGUUUUCUCUUUCUCUCUUUCACUCUCUCUCUCUCUCUCUCUCUCUCUCUCUCUCUCUUUCUUUAUCUUCUUGUAAAGUUAGACCCUUACUUUAUUAAUAAAACUACAUACAUGUUUCUUUGA
Messenger RNA from Vespula vulgaris, 5082 nucleotides. Its product is annotated as mannosyl-oligosaccharide alpha-1,2-mannosidase IA-like. NCBI's taxonomy places the organism in Eukaryota, Metazoa, Arthropoda, Insecta, Hymenoptera, Vespidae. The coding region runs from base 2449 to 3099 and encodes 216 amino acids. The transcript has 4 exons. The record is from RefSeq and is a predicted model, not a curated record.